UCCAUCCAAACAAAGGAUAAUGGUGUUGUACUUCCUGUGACAUGUGCGCAUGCGUCACGGGGUACGUCUACAAUCAACGAUCAUGGCAUCUCCGGACUCUCAGGUCCCUAUAUAAGACAAAGAAUCAGCAAGGGCAGAGUGAGUGGGGUUCAAGCUGUUACUUGCUUUGCUUCUUUUCUUAUUUUCCCUUUUGUUCUUUGCCUUCUGCGUAUCUCCUCACCUCUACAGGGAGAGGAAACAGAUCGACGGAGAGUCGACCAAUAUGGCUGAGGAGCAGACAGUUGUAAUUCCAAGAGUCAAACUGGGUUCCCAAGGAUUAGAGGUCUCAAAGUUAGGCUUUGGAUGUAUGGGACUUAGUGGCAUGUACAAUGCCCCUCUCUCUGAAGAGGUUGGCAUUUCAAUCAUCAAGGAAGCAUUGAAUAGAGGAAUUACAUUUUUUGAUACUGCUGAUGUUUAUGGACCUCAUACUAAUGAAAUCUUGGUUGGGAAGGCAUUAAAACAACUGCCUAGAGACAAGAUCCAGUUGGCUACAAAAUGUGGUGUUGUUUUGAAGAGCCUUGAUUUUAGAGGCGCUUCAAUUAGUGGCAAUCCUGAGUAUGUUCGUGCAUGCUGUGAGGCUAGCCUAAAGCGUCUUGAUGUGGAAUAUAUAGAUCUCUAUUAUCAACAUCGGAUUGACACCUCAGUCCCAAUAGAGGAAACUAUGGGAGAGCUUAAGAAAUUGGUGGAAGAAGGAAAAAUUAAGUACAUUGGAUUAUCUGAAGCAAGUCCUGAUACAAUAAGAAGGGCACAUGCAGUUCAUCCCAUAACUGCAGUGCAAAUGGAAUGGUCACUUUGGACUCGUGACAUCGAACCUGAGAUUGUCCCACUUUGCAGGGAACUUGGAAUUGCAGUAGUUGCUUAUAGCCCUCUUGGUCGUGGUUUUUUUGGUGGCAAAGCAGUAGUGGAAAGUUUGCCUGCAGAGACUCUACUGAAAACACAUCCAAGGUUCACAGCAGAAAAUGUGGAAAAGAAUAAGGUGUUCUACACUAGAAUAGGAAAUUUGGCCAAAAAACAUGGAUGUAGUCCAGCUCAGCUGGCUCUUGCAUGGGUUCUCAAUCAAGGGGAUGAUGUGGUUCCCAUCCCUGGGACAACUAAGAUUAGAAAUUUGGUUGACAAUAUUGGAGCAUUGAGAAUCAAGCUAACAAAAGAUGAGUUGAAGGAGAUCAGUGAUGCUGUUCCUAUAGAUGAAGUAGCUGGAGUUAGAUCCUACAAUUUCAGCCAUACCUUUAAGUUUGCUGAUACACCAUUGCCUAAAAAUGCCUAAGCUGUAAGCUGAUAUAUAUGUGGAAGAAAGAUGGUGCAAGCACUGCAGUACUCGAGAAAAUUUUCCUCCGGGCUGAUUGCGGAGGCGAAAAUAUAACAAACAAUAAUAGCUGCCUUGUAAUUUAUCAAUUUCGACCAGGCCGUUAUCAAUUUGAAGAAAAAGAAACCCUGUUUAAAUUAGAGAAAGAAAGCAUAUAUGAUUAUAAUAAUGAAGAUAAUCAUGGAAAAUUUUUCUUUAUCUUUAA
Molecule: messenger RNA, 1547 nt
Organism: Manihot esculenta (cassava)
Lineage: Eukaryota; Viridiplantae; Streptophyta; Magnoliopsida; Malpighiales; Euphorbiaceae
Product: probable aldo-keto reductase 1
Exons: 7
Coding region: 263-1303 (346 amino acids)
Cellular component (GO): cytoplasm
Source: RefSeq, a predicted model, not a curated record